This is a messenger RNA of Micropterus dolomieu (smallmouth bass), 1781 nucleotides long. RefSeq names its product EF-hand and coiled-coil domain-containing protein 1. The record is from RefSeq and is a predicted model, not a curated record. NCBI's taxonomy places the organism in Eukaryota, Metazoa, Chordata, Actinopteri, Centrarchiformes, Centrarchidae. The coding region runs from base 1 to 1740 and encodes 579 amino acids. The transcript has 9 exons.
AUGGAGCGUCCUACGUUGGCCCUGUCGCGUCUUCAGUUGGAGCCACGAGCCGCGCGUAAAAGCGAGUGGCUCCGGAGCGCCCUGGUCCAUCACCACUGCCCCGAUCUCGGCGUGGAAAACGAAAUCGUCGUCUUGGCCACUGGAAUAGACCAAUACCUACAGGAGGUGUUCCACCACCUGGCCUACCCCAACCGGGACGAUACCGUGUCGGCGGAGGAUUUCACAGCGCUGUGCGUCGUGCUGGGACUCACUAGAGGAAAGAGGACGGCGAAAGGAAGGAAAGGGACUGGAGCUGAGGAAACACAUGAAGAAGAUGAAGAGUUUCGGGAUGUGUGUUCUGGCCUGCCCCGCCAGCUGUCCUUUAAAGACUUCCACUCGCGGCUCUGUGGGUAUUUCCGCGUCCGCAGUGCUUGUAGAGGUACCGGGGAGUGUGCCUGGCGCCUGCCCGUUGCUGAGGACACGGAGCUGGUGGAGCGACAGAUCCGCCUCCGGUGGCCGCGAGUCAGACGGCGGAAAUGUGAGCUGACCAGGGAUCAGCAUGAACGGAACAGCUCAAUUAAAGUUGGAACAGCAGAAGACCGCGAGUCAGAUGUGGUGGUAGCUCUGAGAGAGCUGGUGGAGGACCUCCGCUCAGCGCUGCAGGGGAGUGACGCUCGCUGCCUGGCCCUGGAGGUGGCCCUCAGACGGGGCAGGAGCACCAUCCCUUCUCCAUCCAGCUUCAACUCCACAGCUUUAACUCCCACGACCUCCACCACCCUUGUACAGGGAAAACUGGUACCAACACGCAGAAUCAAAGGACAGUGCAGUAGAGCUGGAGGAGACAGGGCGAUGAAGGAGGCGAGGAGACGGGACAUCAGGGACCCCCUUCUGAGGGAGCUGAAGCUGAUCCGCUCCUCACGCGAUGGGCAGCUGGAGGAGGCCAUCAAAUUCAAUGAGUGUUUGGAGGAGGAGCUGCGGUGGGUGUACCAGGAGGUGCGCAAGCUUCAGGGGGUGAAGUCUGCACUUAGGAAGGAGAAUGCUCAGAUCAGGAGGCGGGCGCAGGAGGCCAGGGAGGCUCUGAGCUUGGGGCUUCAGAGGGUUCAGAUGAUCCAGGAGGAGGCUCAGUCUGUCCCGCAGCUGCAGGCCAGGAUCACCCAGCUGGAGGCUGAACUCCAGCAGUACAGAUCCUGCUGCACCUGCGUCCCCGAGCCCGCCCAUCAGCAAGCUGACCCACUCGGAGCAGAAGACGCCUGCAGCAAGACAGAGUGUCUGCAGAGAGCAGUGGAGGGGAGAGCUGCCUCUGAUGAAGAGGAGGACGACAGAGGGAUGAGGGAGGAAGGACAGUGUGUCUGUUGGAGAUGUCAGAACCACCGGCUUUCCUCUCACAUUCACCUGCAUGAGAAAAACCCCACCAGCAGGGGGCGCUGCAGCUGGAGGGGACAACAGCAAGAGCAGCCAAAGGACAGCAGAGGCUUCGACAAAGACAAGGCCCGAGGACGAGGAGGAUGCGACGGGGCUGGAGGAGAAAGAAAAGGCACGUCCAUGUCAGUGCAGCAGAGUAACAGGUCUCUGUGUCACUACAAGGUGUCCCGCAGGGUCCCGGGGAAGACUGUGGUAGACGAUCUGGAUGUGUGCAGUAGGAGUGGAGAUGGUCCGCCUCAGGUCCUGCAGGUACCUGAUGCCCUCUGUGCCCGACUGUCCUCCUGGCAUCUCCUUGGCAGCGGAGGGGGUGAUGAAGAGCCAACGAUCUACCUAACCUAGGGGUUAAAAUGGACUCUGACCUUAAGCUCGACAGACAGAUA